Homarus americanus (American lobster) is the source of this 1708-nucleotide messenger RNA. Its product is annotated as dynein light chain 1, cytoplasmic. Bases 141 to 443 code for a protein of 100 amino acids. NCBI's taxonomy places the organism in Eukaryota, Metazoa, Arthropoda, Malacostraca, Decapoda, Nephropidae. The record is from RefSeq and is a predicted model, not a curated record. Gene Ontology annotation, biological process: microtubule-based process; cilium assembly. Gene Ontology annotation, molecular function: dynein light intermediate chain binding; dynein intermediate chain binding. Gene Ontology annotation, cellular component: cytoplasmic dynein complex. The transcript has 4 exons.
UCGAGGCAGCCGGCGGCAGUCAGGCAGGCAGCGGGACCAGUGACAGACUACAGCUCGCACCUCCUUCAUCCCUGUUCCACACAAACCGCUCCCUCACAUACUCACGCCAGCAUUGUAGAGAGCGAUUAGGGUAGAUGUAGAUGUUCUGCUGCCCGUCGCUACUAGCAAGGAUGUCGUCAGACCGCAAAGCCGUGGUAAAGAAUGCCGACAUGUCAGAGGAGAUGCAGCAAGAUGCUGUUGACUGUGCCACCCAGGCUAUUGAGAAAUUCAACAUUGAGAAGGAUAUUGCUGCAUACAUCAAGAAGGAGUUUGACAAGAAAUAUAACCCUACUUGGCAUUGCAUCGUGGGUCGUAAUUUUGGCAGCUAUGUAACGCAUGAGACAAAGCAUUUUAUCUACUUCUACCUGGGACAAGUCGCCAUUCUUCUUUUCAAGAGCGGUUAAUAUGGCCAUCUCUCUCCUCCCCCAUAUCAAAACUAGGGGUAUUCACCGUGUUAGAUGUGCAUUUCUGGAGCAGGUGAAUACCCCAAACCCCUCCCUCCCAAACUAAUACUAGAUACCUCUAGCCCAUAGGGGGAUGGAGGGAUUAUAGACCACCAUUUCCUGGGGUUGCUAAUCAUGUGCAGUGCUGCUAGGUUGCUAGCUGGAGAGCCAAGCUCUUCAUUUUACACUAAAGCACACAUUUUGUUGCAAUGCUAAGCAAAUGUUAGCAGUGUCUUAAAGAAAGACUAUCGUUUGCUUUCAGAGCGCCAUACCUGGCAGCACAUUGCUUUUUGAACUGGUCAUGGCACAUCAUUUUUACAUUUCCAGUUUUCUCAGUGUACCUCCAUUAAAAGCUAAAGAGCUUUUAUCUCACCACAACAACUAAGCUGGUGUAGAGUCACCUGCUGGGCUGCUGUGGCGGCUGACCAGUGUGAAUGAAGUAUUUAUUUAAUAUUUGUAUAAUCUACUGUGCACAAUUCUCAUCCUCAAUUUUCAUAAAUUGACCUCUUUUAUCUCCUAAAGUAGGUAGGAUUCAUUCCUCAGUCCAUUGUCAUGCAUCUCAAUUAAUUAAUGUCUGGUGUCAGUCCACGUUGGUGCAAAAUGUAGGAAGUUGAUGCAUAAUCCUGCCUAUACUGAAGCAAGUCCUGUACUUAAAAAUCUAUUUGCUUGUGAUAGUUAUCUCUAGCUAGUAGCUCCAUCUUCAUUCAUCUUGAAAGAUAAUACUAAUUAUCCUCUUGAGAUAAUUACUGCUAUUGGUUUUUCAGCUUUCAAAUCCAAUGGUAGAACUCUUAACUGUCCCUCAAGAUAUGACUCUCAAAGCAUCCCACUCAUAAACCGUACAGUCACACCAAGAGAUUAAAUGAGAAGUCACAUUUGAGGGAUGGUGUACAUAAAGUUGUAUAUUUCAUCCUUUGCGGCAUCUUGUUUCAGACCACUCACCUUCCAUGUCAAAAGGUGCAUUAUGUAUCAAUUUGGACAGCAGCUUUGCACUAGUUCACAUUUAGCUGCUCAAUAACAAGUUUUGUGCCUCUGAAUUAACAGUAACAUUCAGAUUGUUUGGUUUUGAAGAAUCAUUUAAUAUGUUUUUAUUUAUAUGAAAAGUUUAUUUUCAAUAUUAAAAUGCAGAACAGGAAAAAUUCUUUUGUUCAUGAAAUAUUUAUUUCGUCAUGUCAAAACGCUGUGUUCUGUGAUGUUCAUCAAAGUAAAUACAAUCUAUUUAUGUGUAA